This is a messenger RNA of Vitis riparia (riverbank grape), 2259 nucleotides long. Its product is annotated as disease resistance protein RPP2B-like. Gene Ontology annotation, biological process: defense response. Bases 1 to 2259 code for a protein of 752 amino acids. Lineage: Eukaryota; Viridiplantae; Streptophyta; Magnoliopsida; Vitales; Vitaceae. The transcript is spliced from 5 exons. The record is from RefSeq and is a predicted model, not a curated record.
AUGAAUGGGCUUCCUUUAACCGUUAGAGUGCUGGGUUCUUAUCUAAAUGGCAAGCCUUUAAAUCUUUGGAAGGUGGCAUUGGAAAAUCUGAAAAGAACUCCACACCAAGAGAUUAUGAAAGUGCUAAGAACAAGUUAUGAUGGGCUAGAUUUUCGUCAUCAGCAAUUGUUUUUAGAUAUAGCAUGCUUCUACGAAGGGCAGGACAAAAAUUUAGUUGCAAGAAUAUUAGAAGGUCGUGAAUUCGAUGAUGCUAUCAUUAUACGAGAUCUUAUUGACCUCUGUCUGAUUUUUGAAUCAAAUUCGAAGCUUUGCAUGCAUAAUUUACUACAAGAAAUGGGCUGGGAAAUUGUGCGUCUUGAAAGUGUUAAAUUUCCUGGUGAACGGAGCAGAUUGUGGUUUCAUGAGGAAGUCAAUGAUGUGCUUACAACACAUGGGGGGUCUAGAAAUGUUGAAGGCAUGGUACUUGAUUUGUCUGCGUUAAACGAGCUACGCUUGGAGGCCAAUGCUUUUGAAAAUAUGUCCCUAUUAAAAGUGCUCAGAUUCUGUAAUGCGAAAAUGGAUGGAUGCUUGGAGUAUUCAUCCAAGGCAGAGUUAAUUGGUUCUUCUUAUGAUGGUUGGAAAUGGAGAGUGGAUCAGAUGCUAACAGCUGAUAAAGUGAUUCUGCUUGAACAACUAUGGGAGGGAAACCAGCCAUUGGAGAAUUUGAGGAUCGUCAAACUUAGCCACUCCAAAUAUCUAACUAGGACCCCAGAUUUUUCUGGAGCCCCAAAUAUCAGGAGGUUAAUUCUGGAAGGUUGUACAAGUUUGGUUGAGGUUCACCCAUCCAUUGGAGCUCUCAAGGAGCUUAUUUUCUUAAAUUUUGAAGGCUUUGAGAACCUCAAGUAUAUUUCAAGCAUCUCCAAUAUGAAAUCUCUUGAAAUCUUUAUUCUCUCUGGCUGCUCGAAGCUAAAGCAUUUUCCAGAGAUUCCAGAAAAAUGCGAGAGGUUGAGAUAUCUUUUUCUUGAUGAGACUGCUCUAAGCGAACUACCCUCAUCAAUUGGAAAUUUCAAUGGGCUUGUAUUGUUAAAUUUGACCAAUUGCAAAAAGCUUUUGUGUCUUCCACAGCGCAUUUGCGGACUGAUGUCUCUUAAAAUUCUUACUGUUGCUGGUUGUUCAAAAUUGAAGAAAUUGCCUGAUGAGUUGGGAUGCCUGCGAAGUUUAGAAGAACUAAAUGCAGAUGGAAGUGGUAUACAAGUGGCACCACCAUCCUGUGCACUUUUGACAAAACUUCAGGUAUUACCAUUGGCAGAAUGUUUGCAACUGCAUUCUUUGUUCAAUGUGGUGUUCUCCUUAUGGUCAUCACCAACAAGAUGUGUGGCCCUAAAUUUUUUGUCAAAUUUAUCCUGCCUGAAAACAUUGAUGUUAAGUGACUGUAACCUAUUGGAAGAUGGACUACCGGAAGAUCUUAGCUUGCUAUCUUCAUUGGAAAGAUUAGAUCUGAGCAAAAACGACUUCAGUACUGUACCUACUUGCUUACGUGGACUUUCUCAGCUCAAGCGUCUCUUCCUUAUGCACUGCAGUAAGCUGCAAUCAGUGGGGGAGGGGGAGCUUCCAUUAAGUAUUGAAGGAGUAUGGGCGGAUCAUUGCUCUUCCUUGGAAACCUUUUCAUUUCCAUUAAGUGCAUUUGAAUUCAACAAUAUGGGCCAUUUCAUUUUCACAUUUUCUGGUUGCUUCAAACUAGUGAAAAAUGAGCGUAGUGAUGCUGUGGUGGGAGAUAUCGUACAAGCGAUCAAGGCUGCUGCAUUGGUACGGAAAUUCAUGGAUGGACAUGAUUACAGUCGUCCACGUAAUUCCUUUCAAGCUAUUGUUCCUGGGAAUAGCAUUCCAGAGUGGUUUGUCUGUCAGAGCGUGGGGUCUUCAGUAACAGGACAGCUGCCCAUGCAUGAUUGGCACAAUAUGGCGUUGAUGGGACUGGCUGCUUGUGUUGUUUUUAAUGUCGAUGCCAGCUUAGACUUGUGUUAUUUACAAAUUUCUGUAUGUUUUGGAACGUACCGGUUUUCUGAUAACGUGUUUUCCACACUGGUUCAAAUGGAAGGUGGCCUUGUGUGGUUUGUGUAUCAAUCACUUGCUCGACUGAAGGAAAGUGGCUGGCCCUACUCAGAUUUCUCUCUUCCUGUGACGGUCUCAUUUUCUCUCGGUCACUGCAGUUCGUCUUUGGUGGGUGUGGUGAAAAAGUGUGGGUUUCGUCUCGUACAUGUGGAAGGGGGUAGAAUUUUGUGA